Messenger RNA from Boleophthalmus pectinirostris (great blue-spotted mudskipper), 450 nucleotides. Its product is annotated as 60S ribosomal protein L35a-like. NCBI's taxonomy places the organism in Eukaryota, Metazoa, Chordata, Actinopteri, Gobiiformes, Gobiidae. The record is from RefSeq and is a predicted model, not a curated record. The transcript is spliced from 2 exons. Gene Ontology annotation, biological process: ribosomal large subunit biogenesis; cytoplasmic translation. Gene Ontology annotation, molecular function: structural constituent of ribosome. Gene Ontology annotation, cellular component: cytosolic large ribosomal subunit; ribosome. The coding region runs from base 1 to 450 and encodes 149 amino acids.
AUGGAGGCAUUGACUGGGCCUAUUGGAUUCUCAUUACGGGGCAUGCAGCCAGGUGGACUACAGAGGGAUGUUGCCCACGGCUCAGGAGCAGCAGGAGAGGAACAUUUAGAGCAGGUGAACGUGCCUGAAGACUGGAGUAAGGCCAUCUUCACGGGGUACAAGCACGGUCAGAGGAACCAGAGCGAGCACACAUCUCUGCUGAAGCUCGAGGGCUUCUACACACAAGACAAAGUCGACUUCUACCUGGACACAAGCUGCAACUGCGUCUAUAAGGCCAAAAAGAACACAGUGACCCCUGGUGACAAACCCAAUAAGACUUGUGUGAUUUGGGGCAGAGUGAUGCGAGCCCAUGGCAGCAGUGGGAUGGUGCGCGCCAAGUUCAACAUGAACCUCCACGCCAAGGCCAUCGGGCACCGUGUCAGAGUGAUGUUGAACCCGACACAAGUCUGA